GUCACCCAGGCAGGUUCAGGGCUUUCUGGCUAUAAAAGGGAGCCUCUGGGAUCAGCAGGUCAUAUCUGGUGCCCAUGGUUGACUGAGGAGUCGGGUGAGGCCACCCUACCACAAGGGUCCCCCUCCCCAUCCUACACAGGAAUGAAAACAGUCCCAUGUACACUUUCUGGAAGCCUAAAUACCACCCACACCAUGUGGAAGGAAAGCAGGAGAGAGACUGAGUGGCACAUCCUUUCGCCCUCUUUUCUCUCGAACCUCCUCCCAGGCCGACCACCCUUGCUGUGUCCAAGCCAAGCUCUGUGGGCUUUCUGUUCCUCCUGAGUAGCUGAUUUUCAGAAUUUGGGGUACCAGGGCUCUGGGGAAUGUGAGCUAGAGAGCAGAUAAGUCUGGAAGAUGACCACUGACUCCUACUCUCCUACUUCUCCAGAUGCAGAGGCCUCCAUGGCUGUGAUAAGCCUGCUGUUCUUGGCAGUGAUGUAUGUUGUUCACCACCCUCUGAUGGUCAGUGAUCGGAUGGACCUGGACACAUUAGCCAGGAGUCGGCAGCUGGAGAAGCGAAUGAGUGAGGAGAUGCGCCUGCUAGAGAUGGAGUUUGAAGAGAGAAAGCGAGCCGCUGAGCAGAGGCAGAAGGCAGAGAACUUCUGGACAGGAGACACAUCCAGUGACCAGUUAGUGCUGGGGAAGAAAGACAUGGGGUGGCCGUUCCAGGCCGAUGGCCAGGAAGGGCCUCUGGGCUGGAUGCUGGGAAACCUGUGGAACACUGGCCUCUUUUGCCUUUUUCUCGUCUUUGAGCUCCUGCGACAGAACAUGCAGCAUGAACCGGCCUUUGAUUCCAGCAGUGAGGAGGAGGAGGAGGAAGUCCGUGUUGUCCCUGUCACCUCUUACAACUGGCUUACUGACUUCCCCUCCCAGGAGGCCCUGGACUCCUUUUACAAACACUAUGUCCAAAAUGCCAUCCGUGACCUGCCCUGCACCUGUGAGUUUGUGGAGAGUUUUGUGGAUGAUCUCAUUGAGGCCUGUCGGGUGCUCAGCCGCCAAGAGGCUCACCCACAAUUGGAAGACUGCCUGGGCAUCGGGGCUGCCUUUGAGAAAUGGGGAACCCUCCAUGAGACCCAGAAAUUUGAUAUCCUGGUGCCCAUUGUCCCCCCACAGGGCACCAUGUUUGUCCUGGAGAUGAGGGACCCAGCCCUGGGCCGCCGCUGUGGCUGUGUGCUGGUGGAGUCAGAAUGUGUGUGCAAGCGUGAGAAACUCCUAGGGGACGUGCUGUGCCUGGUGCACCACCACAGGGACCCCUCGGCAGUCUUGGGGAAGUGUAGUAGCUCCAUCAAGGCAGCUCUCUGCACCGGCUUCCACCUAGACGUGUGCAAGACUGUGCAGUGGUUCCGGAACAUGAUGGGCAAUGCCUGGGCCCUUGUGGCCCACAAGUAUGACUUUAAACUCAGUCUCCCACCGUCUACCACCUCCUGCAAGCUCCGGCUGGACUAUCGCUCAGGCCGCUUUCUCUCAAUCCACUUGGUCCUGGGGGUGCAACGAGAAGACACCUUGGUCUACCUGGUGAGUCAGGCUCCUGACCAGGAGCAGCUCACCAGUGUGGACUGGCCUGAGUCCUUUGUGGCCUGUGAGCACCUGUUCCUGAAGCUGGUGGGGCGCUUUGCCCCCGAGAACACCUGUCACCUCAAGUGCCUCCAGAUCAUUUUAAGUCUCCGGCAGCAUCAGAGCUUACCCCAUGGAGCAUCCCGCCCCAUCCUCACUUCUUACCAUUUUAAAACAGCUCUCAUGCACCUCUUGCUACGGCUGCCCCUCACGGACUGGGCCCACAACAUGCUCUCUCAGCGGCUCCAGGACAUUCUCUGGUUCUUGGGCCGUGGCCUCCAGCAAAGGUCCCUCCAUCAUUUCCUCAUUGGUAACAAUUUUCUGCCCCUGACCAUCCCAAUCCCUAAGACAUUUAGGAAUGCUGAGCCGGUCAAUCUCUUCCAACACCUGGUGCUCAACCCCAAGGCACAUUCACAGGCAGUGGAAGAGUUCCAAAACCUUCUGACCCAGGUGAAAACUCUGCCUCAUGCCCCACUGGCUGCAGCACCUUGAUGUAAAGACCAUUAAAAAAAAAACAGAGGAAGGUAUUUCUAAUUCCUUGGGCUACAAAAGUGUUUACUUUUCAGAUAUAUCAGUGGUAUAUGUGACCUUCACCUUGCCAGUGGGGGCUAUGAUGAGACACCUUAAGGAGCGUGUGAGGUGGUCAUGAGGAUGGGCAUAAUGACCCUGCAGGGCCUAGUCAAGGAUGGGUCAUCUGAGGUUUUCUUCUGCUAACUUUCAUCAUGACCCAAAGAAGGUCCAGGGAAACGGAUGUUAUGGGAGGAUCUUGCUGCUAAGGAGGUGAGAUCCAGAGGGUCACUGUGAAGUUGUGUUUUUGUAUCAACACUCGAAGUGAGAGAACCAGAGAAUACCUUCAUUCCAGCUUAUUCCUUUUUGUGAUUGACUUCCAGUAUGUUCCUUGUGAAUUGGUUUCCUUGUUGAACUGUUAGCUUAAUUCUCAUCCGAGCUGGUGGCACUCCAUUUUAUCCCAAAUACUGUGAUGGGCAACUUCUCAUAAUUUACGAUCUAAUUUUUCAAACCUUCACUAUUUUGAAAAUAUAACCAAGGCCGGUUGCGGUGGCUCACGCCUGUUAAUCCCAGCACUUUGGGGGGCCGAGGUGGGUGUAUCGCCUGAGUUCAGGAGUUCAAGACCACCCCGGGCAACAUGGUGAAACCCCAUCUCUGCUAAAAUACACAAAAUUAGCCGGGCAUGGUGGCGCGCACCUGUAGUCCCAGCUACUUGGGAGGCUGAGGCACGAGAAUCACUUAAGCCCCAGUGGUGGAGGUUGCAGUGAGCCGAGAUCGCACCACUACACUUCAGCUUGGACUACAGAGUGAGAAUCUGUCUCAAAAAAAAAAAAAUUAUAUAUAUAUAUAUAUAUAUAUAUAUAUAUAUAUAUAUAUAUAUCUCCAAGAUGUUUACAUUCCAUUUUCUUAACUUAGCCCUAUUUUCAUAUGACAAUAGAGUUGUUUUUAUGCAUCUGAAAAAACUACCUAAUUUAUUCGCAUUGAUUCACAAAUAUUAAGUCAAUAGUAACCUGUCUCAUAAUUGAGAUAAUGUAUUUACCAUAAUAAUGAAAUGGUUAACAUCUGAUGACCUUUUUAAGGUGCCUGGAGGCAACAUUAUAAAGGCCUUCACAAGGACAAUCUUUUUGGGGGCUCUGAGAUGAAUAAUUACUUUGUUGCUUGUGGGGAGCCACUUGUUGAGUGUAAAGAAGGUUUAGCUGCCAUGUUUAGCUGUGCUUUUUCUGUCUGGCCAUGCCUCCUUUGUAUUUUUUUUUUUUUUUUUCAAAAAUGACAAAGGGAUUACUUGAACUGUGUUUGUGGUUUUGAAAGAGAGGUCAUCACAAUCCAGGCUCACUGCCAGGUUUGUAUAGGAAAGGAUUGGGAAACAGUCCAACUCUAAAAUUGUGAUUCUAGAGAUAUAAUUGGUGUAUUUUUCCCUUUUUUCAAAACCAUGGGAUGCUGAGGAGGAGUGUUAAGAAAUGCAACUAUAGUUAUGGGUGUGAUUGUUUUGGAAACGCCAAUGCUGUUCUAUCUGCACUGCCAAGAAGAUCUGCUGGGGAGGGUAACCUGUCCCCACUGAACUUGACCUCAGCAGGGAUCAGAUGCUGGCCCUUAUAGGCUUCAGUCAUAGAAUACACACCCUCUCCUCCAGCAAAAAUAAAUUAAAAAUGUCCCAAAGCCAGGUGCAGUGGCUCACACCUGUAAUCCCAGCACUCUGGGAGGCUGAGGUGGGAAGAUCACUUGAGCCCAGGAGUUCAAGACCAGCCUGGGCAACAUGUCGCAAUCCCGUCUCUACAAAAAAUUAGCUGGGCAUGGUGGCAUAUACCUGUGAUCCCUGCUACUCUGGAGGUUGAGGCGGAAAGACUGCUUGAGCCCAGGAGGUCAGGGCUGUAGUGAGCUAUGAUAGUGUCACUGUGCUCCAGCGACCCUGGGCAAAAAAGUGAGACCGCGUCUCAAAAAAAAAAAAAAAAAAAAAAAAAAAAAAGGUUCCCAGAAGCUGAUGCCAGUCAAUCAUUGGGGCUCCCAGUGCACAAUAGCUACUGUGUUCCUGUGUUGCCUGCAUCUGUCAGGUACCGCUUUCAAUGCAAGAUGCAAUCAUGGUUGCUUCCCUGCUGAUGGGAUUUUGGUGUUUUAGCAACAUUCACAUACUUUUUGUUUAGAAAAUUAUUUGCUGAUGUUUUAAGUUAAAGUCAAUAAAGGAGGCUAUUUUCUGUA
This is a messenger RNA of Homo sapiens (human), 4293 nucleotides long. It is a transcript of the gene ITPRIPL1, whose product is annotated as ITPRIP like 1. The record is from RefSeq and is marked validated. Gene Ontology annotation, biological process: signal transduction. Bases 394 to 2085 code for a protein of 563 amino acids. The transcript has a single exon. NCBI's taxonomy places the organism in Eukaryota, Metazoa, Chordata, Mammalia, Primates, Hominidae. Gene Ontology annotation, cellular component: plasma membrane.